AAAAAAUUGAUUUGUGGCUCCUGUGUACGGUGCUGUGUUUCUCCCUCAGCACCCCACAAGUCAAUGGCUUCUCUGAUCAAUCCGUCGACCAAUUUCUGCAACUCCAAGGUUCGUACAGGAAGUCGGGUCAGCCAACAGUUGCGGGUCAACCCGUUAUCUCUGAAUUUGAAGAACAAUCAGCGUGGGAAGGUCUCUUUCUCAGUUGUGUGUAAGGCAGUGUCUGUUAAACCCCAAACCGACGUUGAAGGCCUCAACAUUGCUGAAGAUGUCACUCAGCUUAUAGGGAAAACACCGAUGGUGUACCUGAAUAAUAUUGUAAAGGGGUCCGUUGCAAACAUUGCUGCCAAGCUGGAGAUCAUGGAGCCCUGUUGCAGUGUCAAGGACAGGAUCGGUUACAGUAUGAUAGCUGAUGCUGAACAGAGAGGAGCUAUAACACCCGGAAAGAGUACUCUGGUGGAACCUACAAGUGGAAACACGGGCAUUGGUCUCGCAUUUAUAGCUGCUUCAAAAGGAUAUAAACUCAUAUUGACAAUGCCAGCAUCAAUGAGUAUGGAAAGAAGGGUUCUCUUAAAAGCAUUUGGAGCUGAACUUGUUUUAACUGAUCCAGCUAAGGGCAUGAAAGGAGCUGUUCAAAAAGCUGAAGAGAUUUUGAAGAGCACACCAAAUGCUUACAUACUUCAGCAAUUUGACAAUCCAGCAAAUCCUAAGGUACACUAUCAAACAACUGGUCCAGAGAUCUGGGAAGAUACAAGAGGCAAGGUGGAUAUUUUUAUUGCCGGGAUUGGAACCGGUGGAACCAUUUCUGGGGUUGGGAAGUUCCUUAAAAAACAAAACCCUAACAUCAAGGUUAUUGGUGUGGAACCUUUAGAGAGCAACAUUCUUUCCGGUGGAAAGCCUGGUCCUCACAAGAUUCAGGGAAUUGGAGCUGGUUUUGUACCCUCAAAUUUGGAUCAGGAUGUGGUCGAUGAAGUCAUAGAGAUAUCCAGUGAUGAAGCUGUUGAAACUGCAAAACAAUUAGCACUCCAGGAAGGCUUGUUGGUGGGAAUUUCUUCUGGAGCAGCAGCUGCAGCUGCAAUGAAGGUUGGAAAAAGACCUGAGAAUGCAGGAAAGCUUAUUGCGGUUGUCUUCCCAAGCUUUGGUGAACGGUACCUCUCCACUGCUCUUUUCCAAACAAUUCGAGAUGAAUGUGAGAAAAUGCAACCUGAGCCUUGAGGUCCUUUUUUCUCUGAGUUACUUAUUGUGAAACAUCGUCAUUUUUUUUUUCUCAUCCUCUGGGUGUAUUUCAUUUCAUUGAUGGAUGGAUGGAUCGACAUUUUUGUGCUUAUUUUUCUUCUGUUUAUGGAUAAACUGGAUCAGUUCUCUGACUGGAUGAAUUUAUGUUGUACUGUAUCCCACAACCAGAAGAUGUACCUUCCUUUUUAAAGUUGGUUGAUGUAAAUCAAGAAACUGAGUCCAUGGCCAUAAAUGAGAGAACUUGCUAUUUAUGUUUGAAUAUCUCAA
This is a messenger RNA of Vitis riparia (riverbank grape), 1500 nucleotides long. RefSeq names its product cysteine synthase, chloroplastic/chromoplastic-like. Gene Ontology annotation, molecular function: cysteine synthase activity. The record is from RefSeq and is a predicted model, not a curated record. Bases 64 to 1212 code for a protein of 382 amino acids. Gene Ontology annotation, biological process: pollen tube growth; double fertilization forming a zygote and endosperm. The transcript is spliced from 10 exons. Gene Ontology annotation, cellular component: cytoplasm. NCBI's taxonomy places the organism in Eukaryota, Viridiplantae, Streptophyta, Magnoliopsida, Vitales, Vitaceae.